CAACUAUCAUCGGCGGUCUUUCCGAAAAAUCUGCAAAUUGUGGAAAAUGGGUCGUCGUUCGGUGAAUACUACAAAAAGUGGGAAGUUUAUGAACCCAACAGAUCAAGCGAGAAAAGAAGCACGAAAACGGGAAUUGAAGAAAAACAAAAAACAACGCAUGGCUGUGCGUCAUGCAGUGCUUAAAUCCAAAGACCCUCUACAAUUAUUAGAAGAAACGACUCUCUAUGAUAAACAAGAGUAUGAUCCCAGUGUUCAAGCUCAACUCAGUGAAAGGGUCAUUCAGGAAAAACGCCGAAAGCUGUUGGAAACAUUCGACCGUCUUGUUAUGUUAUACAGGAAAGAAGAUGCAGAAUAUGCCAACCGGCUCCAAGCAGCUCGUCAAGAUUACGACAAAAGACGGCAUGAGAUGAUGCUUUAUUACGAACAAGUAAAGUUAGCUGAAAGAGUAAAAGCUAGUGAAAUUCCGCUCCCAAAACUGCCGCAAUCACAGAUUGGUCUUAUAACGUCCGACAUACCAUUGCCUCCUGGAGGUUACGCUAAAGGUAUUCUGAAGAAGUCAUUAGGAGCUCCAGGGCUUCCACCUAGUAUACUUCCUGCAGGUCGUAAGCCGCCUGGACCACCUCCAGGAACACCUCCUGAAUUGUCAGAUAGCGAAGAAGAAGAUAAUUUUGCUGAUAAUACGACAAAGCAACGCAAAAUCCGGUUUGCUGAUGCAGACCCUAUGCCGGAGCAAGAAGAACUAAUUGGUGAUUCAUCUCUGCAUCUCGGCGAAAAAUUCACCGGUGGAUUUACAACUAUUACUCCUCCACUCUCUCAAAUCCCUUUACCGCCGCCCAUGGCUUUACCAUCCUUUACUGGCCUUAUUCGUCCAGGAUUUCCGGGAGCACCUCAGCCUACUCUAAGUCGUUUCACUUACCAACGCCGUUCAUUAACUAAGGCCAGUCAUUGUGCAUUUAAUCAGUAUUAAAAAUGAGUCGCAUAAAAUUUGGUUAUGAGGGCUUUUUGUUUUAAAUAUAUUUUGGAUCUACUUUAGUUGUAUAUCGUUAGUCUAAUACACCUUUUUCUAGAUGUAUGUAUUUAUUAAGGACGGGUGUAGAAACAUUCUUACUAACAAUACGCAUAUUUUAGUUAUGAGCUUUUAUAGGGUAAGUCCUUCCAACAACACCAAAAAUCUGGGAAUUCUGAGGAACUGUUACUGGUAAAUGCAACUUUGUGCGACACACCACUUCAACGUAGCUUUUUACUUUGCAUCAGUCCGGUUUAUUAGAUUAAGCCAUCAUACACUUCUUCUAAUUAUUGAUGUAAAAUUAUAAAACCUCGUGUUCAUUUAAAUAAAAUGCGUUUCUUCUUUAUUAGUUUCUUAACCUAAUCUCAACCCUGUUUUCAUUCAGCCACUGGGGCUAUAUUAUCAGCUCCACCCAGUUUGCACCUUCGUGAUCCACUUGAUAAUGCGGAACUUGUAAGUGGUCCAGCUGUAGCGAGCAUUCCAACAAAUCAACCAAAUCCAAGUGGAACUACUAUAGAAGCAAAACCCAACUGAAAAAUUUAAUAGGUGACGCAACACGUUUUGUCCCUACAGCGCUUAAAGUACGCAGAAUUGUUCGUGAUACUAGUGGUCGUCUAGUCACUACAGGUGGAGGGACAGCUGCAUAUGGAACAGGAAAACAAUCGAAUGCUGUUUAUGAUCGUGUUGCCAAAUCUGAUAAUACAGGAAUUAAUUCUGGAUCAGCGACUAGCAAAGAUGAUGCAUAUGAAGAGUUUAUGCGUGAAAUGGAAGGACUUAUAUGAGAACAGUUUUCAGACUCCAUGUAUAGUUUUAUCUUAUUUUGGAAUUGUCUUUCAUAUACCGUAUAUUUCAAUGCGUCUUUUUACUCAUAUCUAUCUGAAGCAAACAUUUUUCAUUGAAUCCAUCUUAAAUCAAUUUUUUACAUGUCUCAAAUUAUGAACACAUGUUUCCAUUGAAAAUUCUCGAUAGAUACCAUUUAUUAUCGUAGAAUUAUACUCUGCUCAGUGAGACUUAUCAAAACCAUCAUCCUAAUUGCGUACUAUGUUGUUUCUAUAUAUGUAGACCACAAUAUCAAAUAAGUUUAUUUGAAG
Molecule: messenger RNA, 2097 nt
Organism: Schistosoma mattheei
Lineage: Eukaryota; Metazoa; Platyhelminthes; Trematoda; Strigeidida; Schistosomatidae
Source: the annotation of a GenBank genome assembly